AUGGCCGCAAUCCUCAAGUUACAGCGCAAAUACCCUCAGUUCCCACAGAACGAACUCUUCCAGUUGUCGGAUGCCUUCCGAAAACUCGAUGUCGACGACAAAGGCUACCUUGACGAGGCCACUGUCAUCAAGGCCACGCAGACCACCGAGCGCCAGAGCUACGAUGUUGUCCGUCAGGCGCUGAAGGAAGUCGAACUCGAUUCCUCGCGGCGAGUCGAACUCGAGGACUAUGUUGACCUGAUCUCCAAGUUGCGAGAAUCCUCACCUGCUCAGCAGCGCAUGUCCACCGGUCCCGUCAAGUCCGGCGGUCUUGCAGGCAGUGGCGCACCCCCAGUCAAGCACGCGUCCAAACCCAGUUUAGGAGGUGGAGCGGGAGGCAGAAUCCAGGUCCAGGGCUCGUCAGCCAACGUUACACAUACUAUCAACGAAGAUGAACGAGUCGCUUUUACAACUCACAUCAAUGCCGUCCUUGCCGGCGAUCCCGACAUUGGCCAACUCUUACCCUUCCCCACCGAUUCCUUUGAGAUGUUUGAUUCUUGCAAGGACGGGUUGGUGCUUGCCAAGUUGAUCAACGACAGCGUUCCAGACACCAUUGACGAGCGGGUUAUGAACAAGGCUGGUAGAAAAAUCAAAUCGCUCAAUGCCUUUCACAUGACGGAAAACAACAAUAUUGUCAUUGAAUCUGCCAAAGGUAUCGGAUGCUCGGUGGUCAAUAUUGGUGCGGGCGAUAUCAUUGAAGUGCGCGAGCAUUUGAUCCUGGGUCUGAUCUGGCAAAUCAUCCGACGGGGCCUGCUGGGCAAGAUUGACAUCAAGCUGCAUCCCGAACUCUACCGUCUGCUGGAGGACGAUGAGACGCUCGAGCAAUUUCUACGUCUGCCGCCCGAACAGAUUCUUCUCCGAUGGUUCAAUUAUCACCUCAAGAAUGCCAAAUGGCCUCGUCGUGUCAACAACUUCUCCAGCGAUGUCAAGGAUGGCGAGAACUACACCGUACUCAUGAAUCAACUUGCGCCAGAUCUGUGCUCACGAGGUCCACUUCAAACACCGGAUCUGUUACAACGUGCCGAACAAGUGCUCCAGAACGCAGAGAAGCUCGAGUGCCGAAAGUUCCUCACCCCGACUGCUUUGGUGGCCGGAAAUCCCAAGCUCAACUUGGCAUUUGUGGCUAACCUCUUCAACACCCACCCGGGCCUGGACCCUCUGGAGGAAGGCGAGAAGCCCGAGAUCGAGGAUUUCGAUGCGGAAGGCGAGCGAGAAGCUCGCGUGUUCACCCUCUGGCUCAAUUCAUUGGACGUACAGCCUGUGGUGCAAUCCUUCUUCGAUGACUUGCGGGACGGAAGUAUCCUGCUCCAAGCCUACGAGAAGGUCAUCCCGGGUUCCGUCAACAUGCGGCACGUCAAUAAGCCCCCUGCGCAUGGCGGCGAGAUGUCUCGCUUCAAGGCGGUGGAAAACACCAACUACGCCGUGGAGCUUGGCAAGCAAAAUCGCUUCAGUUUGGUUGGUAUUCAGGGAGCUGAUAUCACUGACGGUCAACGAACGCUCACACUGGGUCUUGUGUGGCAGCUCAUGCGGCGGGAUAUUCUCAACACCCUUGCUGCAGUCUCACAGCGCAUGGGUAAGCGUGAGCUUACCGAUUCGGAUAUGAUCAAGUGGGCCAAUGACAUGGUUCGCAAAGGUGGCAGGAAUUCAAGCGUACGGUCGUUCAAGGAUCCUGCUAUUCUUUCCGGCAUCUUUCUGCUGGACGUGCUCAACGGUAUGAAGCAAGGAUACGUGGAUUAUGACCUGGUCACACCAGGCAAGACGGAUGAUGAUGCGUACGCCAAUGCUAAGCUCAGCAUCAGCAUCGCACGUAAGAUGGCUUGCACCAUCUAUCUCGUGCCAGAUGACAUUGUGCAGGGUCGGGCUCGCUUGGUGAUGACGUUUGUUGGUAAGUUGCCCUCGUGA
Messenger RNA from Cyphellophora europaea CBS 101466, 1941 nucleotides. RefSeq lists its product as uncharacterized. Gene Ontology annotation, molecular function: actin filament binding. Gene Ontology annotation, biological process: actin filament bundle assembly; actin filament network formation. The transcript has a single exon. The record is from RefSeq and is a predicted model, not a curated record. NCBI's taxonomy places the organism in Eukaryota, Fungi, Ascomycota, Eurotiomycetes, Chaetothyriales, Cyphellophoraceae. Bases 1 to 1941 code for a protein of 646 amino acids. Gene Ontology annotation, cellular component: actin filament; cytoplasm; actin filament bundle.